Molecule: messenger RNA, 1847 nt
Organism: Chironomus riparius
Lineage: Eukaryota; Metazoa; Arthropoda; Insecta; Diptera; Chironomidae
Source: the annotation of a GenBank genome assembly
AUGGUUUUAUUAAAGCGCAAAUUUUGGGUCUUUACGCAAUUUGCUUGUGCAUUAAUAGUCGUAGUUCUUGUCAUUAAUUUCUUAUACGUGUCAACACCAACUUUAAAGCUACCAAUAACACAAGUGGAUCUAAAAGAUUGGAACAAUUAUGAAUUAAUACGCGAAGAUUCAUUGCGCACGGGUUUUGGAGAGCAUGGAAAAGGUGAAACGUUGACAGAUGCAAAUGAGAUUGAAGAGAACAAAAAACUGUUUGCUGAAUUCGGUAUGAAUGUUCUGAUUAGUGAUAAAAUAUCUGUGAAUCGAUCAAUUCCUGAAUAUAGACAUCAAAAGUGCUACCAAAAGAAAUAUCCAAAAGACUUGCCGAAAGUCAGUAUCAUAAUUAUAUUUGUGGAUGAAUAUUUUAGCAUUUUUAAGAGGACUUUACACAGUCUAUAUAACAGAACUCCUCAUGAAUUAAUUGAGGAAGUGAUACUUGUGAAUGAUCACAGCACCAAAGAUUUUCUUUAUGAACCUUUAAGGAUUUAUGUUCAAGAGAACUUCCCUGGCAUAAAAUUUAAUAUCAUCAACCUCAAGAAGCGUCAUGGCUUGAUGCAGGCACGAGUUGUUGGUGCUAAAGCUGCAAAAAGUGAAUUUUUAUUUAUCUCAGAACCACAUUGUGAAAUGACGUACAAUUGGCUUCCUCCACUUAUUGAACCAUUGUUAAAUCAAGAGAAAGUUGUGACAGUUCCAAUAAUAGACAAUAUUGAAUGGAAAGAAUUGAUGUACUUUGAGAAUGAUAAGGGUAAUAAAGGAUGUCGUGGUGCUUUCGAUUGGGACUUAGAAUAUAAAAAGUUGAAUCGAUUUCCAGUGGCUGAAGCAAGUGAACUUGAGCCAUUUUUGACACCAGUCAUGACCGGUGGGAUUUUUAUGAUCAGAAAGACUUAUUUCUUUGAAAUUGGUCCGUAUGAUCCAGAACUUGUCAUCUGGGGAGCUGAAAAUAUUGAAAUGAGUCUUAAAAUAAACUUAUGUGGUGGUCAGCUUCUGGAAGUUCCAUGCAGUCACAUAGCACAUAUUUAUCGUGCAUUUACAAAAGCUAGAAAACAUGAAAGUGGAAUUGACUUUGAAGGUUUCAAUAGGAAGCGUGUUGUUGAGGUGUGGUUUGAUGACUAUAAGCAGCAUGUUUAUGAACGUCAUAAGAGACGCUAUGAAAACAUUGACGUUGGUGAUCUUACAGAAGCCAAGAAGUUUAGAAAAAAACUUAAAUGCAAAUCAUUUGACUACUUCCUUAAAAAUGUAGCACCAGAUUUACUUGUGAAUUUCCCAUUGGAUCAAUAUCCAUUUGCUUAUGGACAAAUUCAGCUUCUGGAUGAAAAUGUCUGCCUGGAAAUAUUAUUUGAAGGAGAUCCAAAUAAAAACUAUGAAGUCAUCCUUAAUGAAUGCUCAAAACCUCCAGUUGAUACUCAAUAUUUAGAAUUGAGCUGGUAUCGGGACAUCCGACUAAGAGAAAUCGACGGCUGCCUGGAUGCAUAUAAACUUUCAUCAUCAUCAUGUCACUUAUCCGGUGGCAAUCAGCAUUUCAAGUACGACAUAAAGUCAAAACAAAUAAUGAAUAUGGCAAAUAAACAGUGCAUUGAGGCAAAUCUUGAAGAUUUAAGUUUGAAGUUUGCUAAAUGUGAUGAAAGUUUGAAGCAACAGAAGUGGAUAUUCAACGAGUUUGUAAAUGAAACAGCAAUAAGCAAUUGGAGUCGUUUUGGAAGGUCAUUUCAGGGGGAUGGAGUUUAUUGGAAUUAAAUUGAAUUCCAGACAGAAGAGUUUUGGACAAAAUUUUGUUAAUUUAAUAGAAUAAAAAAAAUUUAUUACUGUUUUGA